AUGUCUGCAGGGCCGUUUCCAGAUUUCUCUGCUAGCAGAUCUUCUCAACCUGGAUUAUAUUCCCUCACAGGCAAUUCCAUUGACGGCAAGGGCGGAGCUAGCCUAGGAAAGCCUGAUCUCCUGGUGAGCCCAGCCAUGGAUCACACAGGCCCGGAUGAAGAUGGGCUCCCAACAAACACGAACCACUCGCGCAUGCACAAUCGUAAUCGCUCCAGCGUCGAUGGAACCAAAUACAAGGAUGGACAAUGGUCGCCAGAUAAUGAGAGAAUCGUUCUGGGACCAUACGAUUAUAUGCUACAGCACCCCGGCAAAGACAUACGGCGGCAGCUUAUCAACGCUUUCAACGUAUGGUUGAAGGUACCCCCGGAGAGCCUCUCAAUCAUCACAAAGGUGGUGGCCAUGCUUCAUACUGCAUCGUUACUGAUCGAUGAUGUCGAGGAUAACUCUAUUUUGCGACGCGGUAUUCCCGUAGCUCAUAACAUAUACGGCACCGCGCAAACCAUCAACUCUGCGAACUAUGUAUAUUUCCUUGCUCUGCAAGAGGUGCAAAAGUUGAACAACCCCGCUGCGAUUGACAUCUACGUCCAAGAGUUAUUGAACCUACACCGCGGUCAAGGAAUGGAUCUCUUCUGGCGAGAUACUCUGACUUGCCCCAGCGAGGACGAGUAUUUGGAAAUGGUCGGUAACAAAACUGGGGGUUUGUUCCGACUUGCAGUGAAGUUGAUGCAGGCUGAAAGUAGCUCCGGAAAGGACUGCGUGAGCCUCGUCAACGUCAUGGGGCUGAUUUUCCAAAUCUGCGACGACUACCUCAACCUGUCCAACACUACGUACACCAAGAACAAAGGUCUUUGUGAAGAUCUCACGGAGGGAAAGUUCUCCUUUCCCAUCAUUCAUAGUAUCCGAUCCAACCCCGGAAACCACCAGCUCCUGAGUAUUCUCAAGCAAAAGACGAAAGAUGACGAAGUCAAACUGUAUGCAGUCAGUUACAUGGAGAGCACUGGCAGUUUUGCGCACACGCGGGACGUGGUCCGAGAAUUGCGAGCCAAAGCACUGACCCUAAUUCAAGCGAUCGAUGGUGACCAAGCAGAUGGACGCGAAGACGGCGCCAUGGUUCGGGCGAUCCUCAACAAGAUCACCGAGUCGACACUGGGGGAGUGUGGUCCCCAGUAG
Aspergillus niger is the source of this 1170-nucleotide messenger RNA. RefSeq lists its product as uncharacterized. Bases 1 to 1170 code for a protein of 389 amino acids. Gene Ontology annotation, molecular function: prenyltransferase activity. Gene Ontology annotation, biological process: isoprenoid biosynthetic process. The record is from RefSeq and is a predicted model, not a curated record. Lineage: Eukaryota; Fungi; Ascomycota; Eurotiomycetes; Eurotiales; Aspergillaceae. The transcript is spliced from 2 exons.